This is a messenger RNA of Parascedosporium putredinis, 1323 nucleotides long. The record is from the annotation of a GenBank genome assembly. Lineage: Eukaryota; Fungi; Ascomycota; Sordariomycetes; Microascales; Microascaceae.
AUGGGUGACUCGGCCAGGCAAGCCGGCGACCCGCCUCCGAGAGCAGCUCCCCAAACAUCUCGCAUCGUUCGCGCUCAAAAAUCCGCUCGCAGUCUGCCGCGGCUUCCACUUCCGUGCCGCCCCUCCUACGAGAACCCCGCUCCCGCGAGCACCCUGUCGAGGCCGCCACAGGCCGCCAUCAGCAAUCCCACAGACAGCGCUGAUGACGCGAAACCCGCCGAAAGAGCGCCCAGAAAGCCUGCUCAGCAGCGAUUGACCUCGGCGAUCGCUGGCCGUGCCGGGCCUCCUCAGCAGCAGCCCUCGUCCCGCAACCUCCCACGACAACAGCGCAACAACUACACCGCCUUCCCCGCUGAUCAACCCGAGGACCGCCCCAGAUGUGCCCCCGCGCCGGCCUCGGGUAUGUACUGGUCCAAGGCACCCGUUUCCGGAAUCGCGCACCCUUCUCUCCGAGCCCACACCACGACUCUUGUUGGUUCCAACAUUUUCGUCUUCGGAGGCUGUGACUCCAAAGCCUGCUUCAAGGACUUGUACGUCUUUGACGCCGACUCUUUCCAUUGGUCUCGCCCCUACGUCGCUGGGGACAUCCCGCUUCCCCUUCGUGCCAUGACAUGUACCGCUGUCGGCAAGAAACUAGUCGUCUUCGGCGGAGGUGAUGGCCCGGCAUAUUAUAACGAUGUGUAUGUCCUAGACACCGUCAACUUCAAAUGGAGCAAGCCUCGCAUAGUUGGCGACAGGGUCCCGUCCAAGCGGCGCGCGCAUACGGCCUGCCUCCACAAGAACGGCAUCUAUGUUUUUGGCGGCGGCGACGGCGUGCGGGCCCUCAACGACAUUUGGCGUCUUGACGUCAGUGAUAUGAGCAAGAUGUCCUGGAAACUUGUGUCCAGCCCUGAUAAACCAUCAAACAACGGCGGUAGGGAUGCGCGCCCAAAGGCGCGCGGCUACCACACCGCCAACAUGGCUGACGGAAAGCUCAUAAUAUUCGGUGGCUCGGACGGCGGCGAAUGCUUCAACGACGUGUGGGCUUACGAUAUUGAGAAGCACGUGUGGAAAGCGGUCAACAUCCCCGUCACCUUUCGUCGCCUCUCCCACACAUCCACCAUUGUGGGAUCCUACCUCUUCGUCGUAGGCGGCCACGACGGCAACGAGUACUCUAAUGAGGUCCUUCUCCUAAACCUCGUUACGAUGACCUGGGACACGCGCAAAAUUUACGGCCUACCCCCAAGCGGACGGGGUUACCAUGGCACCGUGCUCUACGACAGUCGACUCUUCAUCAUCGGGGGUUUGACGGCAGUGAAGUGUUUAGCGACGUUUGGCUUUUAG